CAUUAGAAAGUAUAAAAGGAAAAAAAAUAAAAAUAAAUAGAAUAAAAAUUAAGAUCCAAUAGUCUUUGCUCUUAACCUCCUCCUUCCUUCUUUUUUUCUGAUCGAUGACCAAAAUAUUAUUGGAGUUUUUUCCAAUGUAUCGUUAAACUGGAUCAUGGAGUAGUGUUAAUAUUCCAAAUAGAAGUCAUCGAUCUGGAAAUUAUAGAAGGAAGGAGAGUAUUAGUAUUGACAAAUGGAAAUUCAGAGGUUAAAAGAUUUGUUGUUAUUGUGGACAAAAGUGCAAAGUACUCGAGUUGCCCUCGUGGGUGGAAAUCACACAGCUGCCAGGUUUUGCACUCGCUAAAAUAAUAUUCAUAUUCUCUCCAUU
This is a messenger RNA of Nicotiana tabacum (common tobacco), 367 nucleotides long. The record is from RefSeq and is a predicted model, not a curated record. NCBI's taxonomy places the organism in Eukaryota, Viridiplantae, Streptophyta, Magnoliopsida, Solanales, Solanaceae.